CGGAGUAUUUGUUUGGGUAAAGCGGCGUGCGUCUCGCUGGAAAAUAAAUUAAAAAUCAAUCUGUACAACCCACAAAUUAAUCAGAUCCAGCAGCGAACAAGUUGCGGGGCACGAUGGUCGAGGAUCCGCACUUCAUCGAUAUGAUGGUGCAAGAGCUGAAAUCUCAGGGCCUUUUCGAUCAGUUCCGGAAAGAGUGCCUGGCCGACGUGGACACGAAGCCCGCGUACCAGAACCUACGUCAGCGAGUGGAGGGAUCGGUAAACAAGUUCCUGGCGGAACAGGAAUGGUCUGAUAAUAUACGGCACAAAAAUCAGCUAAGAGAACAGCUCCGCAAAAAUAUCAUAGACUCCGGUUACCUCGAUACCGGGGUCGAGCGGAUCGUGGACCAAGUGGUAAACCCGAAGAUAUCUACCAUUUUUCACCCAAAGGUAGAGGAGCUGGUGUACAACUAUCUCGGUAUCGAGAAACCGAAAUCCUCGGUGAAUGGCAACGAGAGCGCUCGUGGCGAAUCGCUGCUGGAAGAUCUAGAGGCGGUAAGUCCAGAUUCUGAUAAGAAAUCGGAGGGCAGCUUAACACCACCCCAGCCGGCAACGGAGACGGAGCACAUGGAAGUGGACAUGGAGAUUGAUGAUGAUGACGUGGAAGAGGAAGUUGAUGAUUCGAAGGAACAAGAUGACUUCGAGUCGCCGGCCUUUGAACCGCUGGAAGUUCGUUCUCCGAGCAAGUUGAAGGAGGAAGCCAACGACUCAAACUCUUCGGCCAUCAGCGGCUUGACCUCCCAAGAGUCGGUGGAAAGUGACAAAAAUGAGCAAACGCCCGUGGCAGAGAAAUCAGCCGAGGACACUGCGAUCGGGGCUGCAAACGACGAUCAGGAAUCGAAGGAGAACGCCGUCACCAAAGACUCCGAUUUUAGUCAAGAGAUUGGCCCGACGAAUGACUCUCAGCUGUCGCAGGUUUCGAGCAAUAGUCAGUUGCUACCCGUUACGGAACAGUCCGCGUCGGAUGACAUGGAACGAUCGGAGGAGAACGAGCGUUUGGACAUUACGGAAGAGGCUCAGAUGCCAACGCUGUUCUCCAGUCACUCGCCCAACAAGAAAACGGAUUCGUCGGAUAGCCAGACCGGUGAUCAAACGGAGGGCAAGAAGAUUACGUUCGAUUUCGAUAAAGAGGGGUAUGAGUUUGUUGGUACUGGACGAUCAUCAGCGAUUGCGGGUGCGGCGGAGGAAUCACCCGACCGAAGUCAACGCGACCAGCAGGAGGCAGAUGAAGAGAGUACCUCACAACGCACCACAACAGAAGAAACCAAAGAUAUGGCUCCAGUUAACUUUUCCACACAGGACGACACAUCAUCACUGUCGGAGCAUUCGUUAAAAAUCUGUGAAGAUUCGAUCAGCGACAAUGACACAAAAGAAUCACGAUCAGUUGACGGUCGUAGUUCCCAACAGAAAAGCGCUCCGAAAGUACAGAAACUUUCAGACGCCAGUAGCUGCAGUGUAAACGAUGAAGCGGACCCGAAGCCUACACCAGUAAGCCCAGCGAAAGACGAGAAUCACGACAAAGCAGAAACUGAGAAGAUCCAGUCUACAGAAGACCAAGCAGAAACCGAAGCAAAGGAGCAGCAGAGCUGUGAAGAGCGUGCUUCACAAGAGUCUGCUAAAGAAACAGAUGAUAAAGUGAAAGCGGAGCACGAAGACGACGAUCACUACCAGGAACAUUUGAAGCAACGUGGCAAUCGACGGCCCAGUGACAAAGAUUCCGAUGGGGAUGGUGAGGAAAAAUCGAAACCUUCCGGCGAAUCAGCUACAUCCGGGGCAGGCGAAACCGUGGUAGAAAAGGCUGAAGAUACGAAAACGGACCAGGAAAAAGCUAUCUCAGCAUCGGAAGGAUGCACCGACAGAACACUGGAGCUGGAAAUGCUACGUGGAACUGUAACACCGACGCGCGAGUGCGGUCGCUUAGACUCGUCCUCAUCCGGCAUUCAGUCGGGUGAUGAUUCGGAAAAGAGUCCCGAAAUGUUGAAGCACGCGGCCAAACCUGAAUCGAUCGUGCUCCCUGUGCAGCCGGUCGUCAUUGAUCAGAUGCUAACGAACGUGGAUGAGAACAAGCUCGAGCAGCUGUUGAAUGGUGAAGCACUGACAAACGAUGAAACGCUCGGUUCGAUUCAGAAAGAGUGGCAAGCGCUCAAGAAGGCAAAGAAACCCAAGUUCGCCUCCAACUUUACCGAGGCGCGGCGUCUGAUGAAGGUUCGUAAGCAGAUCGAGCGUGAGGAGCAAAAACGGCGUGAAAAGACGUUGGCCUUGGCGAAAAAGUACAUCAACGAAAGUAAAACCUACGGUGGGCAAAUGGAGGAUCAAGGGAUUGAGCUGGAAUUCGUAUGCCACGAUCAGCGUGAAUCGCCCGGCCCUACCAUUUCGUCUCCGAUCCCACCCACUUCCACCGACCAGACGGAGCAGAUCCAAGCGGCCACAACCAACAAGAGCGUCGAGCAGACAGAUCUAGCGAACUCGAGUGAUGCCGAGCUGCACUUUUUCCCAGAACCGAGAGAGGUGUUUAAAACGAACGAAAAGAUGCUGCAGGUUUUGCGUUCCAAAACGAACGGUGUAACGUUUCCGCGUAGCUUUAAAAUUCAGCAUUUCAAAACUCAAAUCUUCACUCUGACCGUAAGCGCCGCAAGUAGGAAGGGAGUCAAGCGCACCGCAACAUCACCUAGUCCCGCGGUAAGUGGUGCCAAGACGAAACGAAUGGCGGCCACCCCCGGUAAGUCAGUAUCGAACGGGAUCCCGACGAAACUCAAGCUCGAGGCCGAGGAUACGAAUUUGGCUUUGCGGAAACAGCGUUCGAUCAAAAAUGGCCAUACACAGCGAUUAUUGUCGAAAAGUACGCCACCUUCGGUAGGCACCGAUGUGUGACCGAUGACGGAUCAAUAAUCACGACGAAGCGCUAUCUUCUUUAGUCCAUAAAUGACUGACGGUGAAUGCUAUAGGUGUUCUUUGGUGGGGUACAUUAUGAAAAGUGGUUUCUUUCUCGCCAUGUUACUUGUUUGCACCGGUAAAAGUGUAAAUAAAAACGUAGAUUAAAUGGGA
This is a messenger RNA of Anopheles aquasalis, 3083 nucleotides long. RefSeq names its product Biorientation Defective 1 (gene BOD1). Gene Ontology annotation, biological process: replication fork processing. NCBI's taxonomy places the organism in Eukaryota, Metazoa, Arthropoda, Insecta, Diptera, Culicidae. Gene Ontology annotation, cellular component: Set1C/COMPASS complex. The record is from RefSeq and is a predicted model, not a curated record.